Messenger RNA from Gasterosteus aculeatus aculeatus (three-spined stickleback), 2028 nucleotides. RefSeq names its product docking protein 3 (gene dok3). Gene Ontology annotation, cellular component: cytoplasm. The record is from RefSeq and is a predicted model, not a curated record. NCBI's taxonomy places the organism in Eukaryota, Metazoa, Chordata, Actinopteri, Perciformes, Gasterosteidae. Gene Ontology annotation, biological process: Ras protein signal transduction; positive regulation of MAPK cascade; cell surface receptor protein tyrosine kinase signaling pathway.
ACUUUCACAAACAGACAACGGCAUGAAAGGUGCUGGUGACGUAAAGGAAACAAGUAUUCUAGUGGUGCAGAAGUCUAAUUUUAACUUCUCACUUAGUUACAUAUUGACCACAUUGAGAACUAGACUGAAAGAUUUUCCUGUAAAGCUCACAAGAAUGGAUGUCAUCUUCAAGGAAGGGAAGCUCUAUCUUCAAGGGGUCAAGUUUGGGAAAAGAACGUGGCGUAAGAUAUGGAUGGUGCUUUUUAAGCCCAGCCCCACGGGAGUCGGGCGCGUGGAGCUCUGCGCGGGCCCUACCACCAAUGCUGCCACCGACGGGAGGAAGGUCGGUCGGCAGAAAUCCUCCGAGAGGAAAGUGGUGCGCCUGAGCGACUGCCUCAGCGUCGACCCGACUGCAAACGAGUCGUGCCCUCCCGGGUGCACCGCCUUCUACCUGCACACCAUCCAGUGCACCUACACCCUGGCCUCCCCGGCGAGCCAGGACUGGCUAAGUGCCCUCUGCAGUCUGGCCUUCCAGAAGGAUCCUGGGGAACCACACAAAGGGGCUUUCGAGAGAGGAGAUGGCUUGACCAUGGAGGAAAAUGACCUUUACUCAUCUUGGAAACCAGGUCGGACCCUUCCUCCAAAUCAGUACCAAGUCACCGUCCAGAGCACAGAGGCAUCCAGGAGGUGCAAAUUGGCCGGGGAGUAUCUGGUCUCUCCAGAAGAUGAAGCUGUGAGGCUGCUGGACAUCAAUACCGGUCACAUAUUCUAUCGCUGGCCCUACAACUUCUUACGCAAAUUUGGACUGGUUGAGGGGGGAUUCAGAAUAGAAGCCGGCCGGCGCUGUGAGUCGGGAGAAGGAGUGUUCAUCUUCCUGUCCAGGGAUGGCCCCCAGAUCGUCCAGCUUAUAUCAAAGCAGUGCUCUGUGCAGAGAAGGUGCUCUAUCCCGCCACUCGAUGUCCAUAGAAGGUCCGUAUGUGACCUGUCAACCGUUAUCCUCCCAACGGCAACCUACAAGCCCGCCGCCCCUCUUGUCUACAGUCCUGCAGAUGUUUCUGAUGACACGGAGGACAAGUCCGCCGACCACUACUCUACCAUCAAUGCCCGCCCUGUACUGAACGUAAAGCAGCUGUCUCUCAGCGAAGCGAGUCUCCCUGCGGCGGAAGAAGGCGAAGAGGAGGGUGAGCGUUGUCAAUCCCUGCCAGCUGGGAGCCUGGAUGACGUGACGGAGAAAACAAUUUACUACAACCUAACAAGAACCUGCCACCCUCUGAUCCGAAAGGACGACUUCCAACCCGGGACGGACUCAGAGUGCGUCUAUUCCGACCUGAAACCAGUUUAUUACCCCUCAAAUUCCCAGCCGCGGUCCUUCUCGCCUCGGCCCGUUGCCCAGCCCCCUCCCUUCACCCUUUCCCAGUCGGCCCCCGGCUCCCCAGUCAUGCCCCAAUACCAGCGCCGGUCCCCUGUGAACAGCCACAUCCAGCCAGGGUACAAUGCCCAGGCACAGGCGCUGGAUGACAUGAAGGAGAUGGAGGAGGCCAUCAGCUACUCCACCCAUGUAACCCCCAAAGAGGCCCAUGGCAGUUUUAAACGGAGGCUGGCAGAAAUACUUUCUAAGGACCUGGCAAAGUUCCAACCACCUCUUCCCUCCGGGGCGGGCAGCCCCACUUUUUAUUAGAAGGCCAUUAGUUAAGAGACAGGCCAGAAGGAGCAAUUUUAUCCAUGAUAGACGGCCAUAAAAACUGAAUUAGUUUCUUUAUUUCUUUAAAAUCCCUUCCGCUGGGAACACUUGGCGUCAGAAUUUGGCUCGCAGAUGUUUGUGUGUUUAUCUGUUGCAUGAAAGGCAUCUGGAAAACAUUUUAUUUCCGUGGACCGAUUUGGCAAAAAGAGGAUUCAAGCAAUCUUGGUCUUCACUGCUGAAAUGUUAAAGAGAGCUUUAUGUGUGCUGCGCUAGCUUUGAUGGGACAUUAUCUGAUAAGCUGGUUGAACGCAUGACUGAUGAACUGUUUCAAAAAUGUUUUAGUGAGUUAAAUAACAUCUUGGAAUUAG